Messenger RNA from Capsella rubella, 923 nucleotides. RefSeq lists its product as uncharacterized. The coding region runs from base 108 to 740 and encodes 210 amino acids. The record is from RefSeq and is a predicted model, not a curated record. NCBI's taxonomy places the organism in Eukaryota, Viridiplantae, Streptophyta, Magnoliopsida, Brassicales, Brassicaceae. The transcript has 4 exons.
CGGAAGAUUGCAUCACAUUUCUAGGAAUCGUUGUCGGGUUCUUCUUCACGCAGAAAAUAAAGGUAGCUGAGCUGAACUAAAGAAUUUCAGGUAAAUCUGAGCUUUUCAUGGCGACACAGGGGAGACCAAGUUCGGCUAAGAGCGAGCCACGCGUUGGGUCUUCUUCUCUUUCUUCCAGAGUCAAGAUCGAUCCGUCUAUUAAAGACAAGAAGAAAAUCGUUACCUCUAGCAAACCGAUCAUGUCGGAUAACAAACCCAGAUCCUCUGUUUCCACCGUCACGGCGAAAUCAGAGGCAAAGCCCAAAAUAUCUGUAAAAUCUACAGCAACAACGUCUGCUGCAACAGCCAAAGGGAAAGCCAAAAGAGAGAAGAAGGUUUAUUCAUUACCCGGACAAAAGUUUGAUCCUCCUGAAGAGAGAGAGCCCUUGAGGAUAUUUUACGAAUCCUUAUCCAAACAAAUAACAGGAAGCGAAAUGGCUGAGUUCUGGCUAAUGGAACAUGGUAUGUUGUCUCCGGAUAAGGCAAAGCGAGCCUUUGAGAAAAAGCAGAGGAAGAUGAAGCAAAUUCGAAUGGGGACACCGACUAAACCGGCACCAACGUAUACUAGCAAAGCCGAGAGUUCUCAAAGGACAUAUGCGUCAAAGAACAGCGGUUUAGAUCCUAGAAAGAAGAAGAAAGUCGUUGAUGAAGAGGACGAUGAUGAUGAUUUCAUCCUAAGCCACAAGAGAAGGAAAGUGUAAACCAUACAAACUUAAAUGCUCUGUUUCGUUAUUUAGGUAAAGAUGACAUAUGAGAUCAAGAACCUUAAGUUAUCGAAUAAGUGACCAGAUAUAUAUAGUUGUUGUAAGAUCCUCAGAAGGUUUUCCAUGGACCAUUGAGAUGUGUUCAUGAUAUAAAAAAAUCAGUAUAGAGCUGUUGGCGUA